AUGAUCUGGAACCAGAGCCUGGACGUGCCCUUGCAGGGCUCUUUCAUCCUGCUGGGCUUCCCAGGUCCACCGAGUCUGCACAUCGGGCUCUUUUUGCUCUUCCUAGUCAUGUAUGUGCUUACAGUGGCUGGGAACCUCGCCAUCAUCUCCCUUGUUGGGGCACACCAGCACCUUCGAACACCUAUGUACUUCUUCCUCUGCAAUCUCUCCUUCCUGGAAAUCUGGUUCACUACAGCCUGUGUGCCUAAGACCCUGGCCACUUUUGCUUCCCAGAAUGGAGCCAUCUCUUGGGCUGGCUGUGCCACACAGAUGUACUUUGUCUUCUCCCUGGGCUGCACUGAGUAUUUCCUGCUGGCUGUUAUGGCUUAUGAUCGCUACCUAGCCAUCUGUCUGCCACUGCGCUAUGUUGGCAUCAUGACGCCUGCCCUGGCAGUGCAGCUUGCCCUGGCCUCCUGGCUGUGUGGCUUCUCUGUCAUCAGUGUACCUGUUACUCUCAUCACGCGCCUCUCCUUCUGUGGCUCUCGAGUCAUCAACCACUUCUUCUGUGACAUCGCACCCUGGAUUGUGCUGUCCUGCACUGACACCCGGGUGGUGGAGCUGACAUCCUUUGGCAUUGCCUUCUGUGUCAUCCUGGGCUCUUGUGGCAUUACACUGGUCUCCUAUGUUUAUAUCAUUGUCACCAUUGUCAGGAUCCCCUCCAACCAGGGCCGUCACCGUGCAUUCUCCACCUGUUCAUCCCAUCUCACAGUGGUGCUCAUCUGGUAUGGUUCCACUAUCUUCCUGCAUGUGAGGACCUCGGUGGAGAGCUCUUUGGACCUGACCAAGGUCGUCACGGUGCUCAACACCAUUGUCACACCAGUGCUGAAUCCCUUCAUUUACACUCUGAGGAACAAGGAUGUGAAGGAGGCUCUGUGUAGGAUGGUGAAGAGGAGGUGA
Cavia porcellus (domestic guinea pig) is the source of this 936-nucleotide messenger RNA. Its product is annotated as olfactory receptor 287-like. Gene Ontology annotation, molecular function: G protein-coupled receptor activity; olfactory receptor activity. Bases 1 to 936 code for a protein of 311 amino acids. NCBI's taxonomy places the organism in Eukaryota, Metazoa, Chordata, Mammalia, Rodentia, Caviidae. The record is from RefSeq and is a predicted model, not a curated record. Gene Ontology annotation, cellular component: membrane. The transcript has a single exon. Gene Ontology annotation, biological process: G protein-coupled receptor signaling pathway.